Carcharodon carcharias (great white shark) is the source of this 2332-nucleotide messenger RNA. RefSeq lists its product as uncharacterized. Lineage: Eukaryota; Metazoa; Chordata; Chondrichthyes; Lamniformes; Lamnidae. The coding region runs from base 37 to 1755 and encodes 572 amino acids. The transcript is spliced from 12 exons. The record is from RefSeq and is a predicted model, not a curated record.
CCAACUGAUUCAAGCACAGCACAGCUAAAAAAAACUAUGUGUGGGCACAGCAUCUUCACUCACCAGAAGCAAGCCAGAACAAUGGAAUUAAUUGCUCUUUUGAUUCUUAUAUCUGGUUCAAGUUUAUGUCAAUUAAUUGGACCCAAGAAGGUUCAUGGAGAAUUAGGAGGAUCGGUCACUGUGAACUGUCAGUAUGACCUGAAGUACAUGUACCAUGUUAAAAGAUGGUGUAAAGGUUUGCAACAUUUAAUUGGAACCAAGAAGGUUCAUGGAGAAUUAGGAGGAUCGGUCACUGUGAAGUGUCAGUAUGACCUGAAGUACAAGGACCAUGAUAAACGAUGGUGUAAAGGCAGUUAUUCCAUCAUAACUGGAUGUUCUAUUGUGGUUUCUACUGAAAAACCAAAAAGAGAAAGAGUAUCACUGGCUGAUAACAAAACACAAGGGAUAUUUUCAGUAACCAUGGAUCACCUAAUUAAGAGUGAUGAAGGACAAUACUUGUGUGUGAUAGUAAGACCAGGAAUUAAAUUAAAUGAAAAGUUUUCUAUUGAAUUAGAAGUUUCUGAAGGUCCACUAUGGAGUUCAACACAAGGCCCAACCACUCGCAAAGCAGGAAAUACUAAAACUUCUGUUACUACAGCUCUCACCACUUCUUCCACCAGUGACUCUUCUGAAGAAGAUGAGCUGAAGAGUUACAGUUUAUGGGCUGCAUUCCGUUGGCCGUUCUUUGGUGCUCUGGUUGUUUGUACCCUUUCGGUCACAUUUUGCAAAAGACCCAGUUUGUCUGAUUUCAAAUGGAAAUCCAAGAAAGGAAUCCUCGCAUGCAACUGUUACUGGGUGAUUGCAGAACAUAACUGCCCGGAGUCAAGGGUUGAAUUUUAUGGCGCCCAGAAAGUGAAAGGGAGUACAAUGUCUGGGCAGAGAGAGUACACCCACCAGAAACAGUGCAGAACCAUGGAAUUAAUUACUCUCUUGAUUCUAAUGCCUGCAUCAAGUUUGCAACAUUUAAUUGGACCCAAGAAGGUUCAUGGAGAAUUAGGAGGAUCGGUCACUGUGAAGUGUCAGUAUGACCUGAAGUACAAGGACCUUGAUAAACGAUGGUGUAAAGGCAGUUAUUCCAUCAUAACUGGAUGUUCUAUUGUGGUUUCUACUGAAAAACCAAAAAGAGAAAGAGUAUCACUGGCUGAUAACAAAACACAAGGGAUAUUUUCAGUAACCAUGGAUCACCUAAUUAAGAGUGAUGAAGGACAAUACUUGUGUGUGAUAGUAAGACCAGGAAUUAAAUUAAAUGAAAAGUUUUCUAUUGAAUUAGAAGUUUCUGAAGGUCCACUAUGGAGUUCAACACAAGGCCCAACCACUCGCAAAGCAGGAAAUACUAAAACUUCUGUUACUACAGCUCUCACCACUUCUUCCACCAGUGACUCUUCUGAUGAGAAACAGUGGCAUGUGAUUCUGCCAGCGAUCAUGGUGCUAAUCAUCCUACUGCUCGUUGCUGCUAUCAUUCUUUAUGUGAAACUAAAACGGCAGAAGAAAAGAGGCAUGAAUGAACAGAAUUUUACUGGCAUGGAAAAUCCUGCAGAAGCCUGCAAGUUUUCUAAGGAAGAUAAAGAGGUGACAUACUCCACGGUGAAGACAGCACCCAGAGCUAACUUGGAAAAAACUUACUAUAAUCUUCAGGAUCUUAAAGCUGAAAGAACAGCCGAAGGCCAAGAUGCUUCGGAAACUGUAGAAUAUUCCACAGUUUAUUUCAAAUCAUAAUGAAAUAACCAAGUGUGUAGUUUUUCUGGACAACUCCAGCAAUGUGCCUUGAACUAGGCUCCAAAUGAACAAUCUCCUGUUAUAAUGUUUCUCAAGAAGAAUGUGCGUAUGAACUGAAAUAUGUCUUAAAGCAAUUUUUUUGACAUAUCUGUGCAGAGAUUGUCAUGUUACUUUUUUUUACUGAGAGAGUAUAGCCUUGGCUAACAGAAAUGUUGUCUUACAAAGAACAUUCUUUGGGAUUUGUUUGAAGCAUGUUUGGUCAGCUAAAUUAAGAGGCUGCAGAUAUUCUGAAUCUGCUUUCUGUUGCUGCUGCAGUGCUUCCUUGUCUAUUAUAACAGUACUUUAUGUCCUUUCUAGCAGUUCUUUUUUUUGUUAAGUGUGAUAUGUGAAGUUUGGUGGCUAGUAAAGAGAAAAAUGUUAAGAAUGGGAAACACAUACUUUACUAUAUUUUAGAGUGUAACUUUGAUUGUUGGGAAUGGUUUGAUGCCAGUUUUGUUUCAUAGAUGUAUAUGUAAUCAUGUAUAAUGAUGUACAUAGAGUUUGUGAAUGGAAAUAAAUCAAAGACAUUGACUGGAAA